Messenger RNA from Mucor velutinosus, 537 nucleotides. RefSeq lists its product as uncharacterized. The transcript has 2 exons. The record is from RefSeq and is a predicted model, not a curated record. Bases 1 to 537 code for a protein of 178 amino acids. Lineage: Eukaryota; Fungi; Mucoromycota; Mucoromycetes; Mucorales; Mucoraceae.
AUGCUUAUGCUAGUGAAUAAGCAAAAUCAGAGUGCGCAUGUGCAGGUUCCGUUGCUCUUUCCCCUCACACGAACCACUGGUCUUACUAAACAACGCACCAACAUGGUAACAAUGAUCUACAAAUCAGUUGACCGCCUCAAACGCAUCCACGAACCAGUUCACCUCAACAUUGCUACCGCCUUAAUCCUCCCUGUCAAAGCCAUUCAGCAGCCGAUCUCCAAUUCUGACCAACCUCUGCAACUCGAAGCACGAAAAGCACCAACCAUCCCAGCUGACAUUCGACGCGCUUGCAAGAAAAUCCUGAAGCAAAUCAACGAGAACAAAGUACAUAUCCAACCGUACUUUAGCCUCAUGCUACAACCUCCUCAGGAUAGCACCAACCGCACAACCGACAUCUCCUUCAAACCGUUCAUUGACUCCUAUGACUUCAACAGCCAGCAAGGACUCACUCGACAGAUUUCAACCAGAACAUUCCGCACAGCAUGCAUCGAGGCUCACACCUCCAGCAUCGCCAGGUCCAACUGGAAUUUCUUCUGA